Molecule: messenger RNA, 1524 nt
Organism: Heterobilharzia americana
Lineage: Eukaryota; Metazoa; Platyhelminthes; Trematoda; Strigeidida; Schistosomatidae
Source: the annotation of a GenBank genome assembly
GCCACAUUAAGUUGCCAUGACAAUAUGCUGGUUACAGACAUGCCUUCCCGCCAAACCGUUCACAUUUUGUAAUCCACCAAUCAUCUGAAGGCAACGUGACCUAGGAUUGCGUCACCACAGUCUUCACUGUAACCUCAAUCCUAUACUAUAACUGCUCCGCUGCACCGCAGGAAUUAAAUGCGUCUUGAUGUGAUUACUGGACCAUCUUUCAGAAUGUGCUACUUUGUCGCUGAAUGAAUAUCAACAAGACGUCUCAGCACACUUUGUAGUCGACCUUGGCUGUCCAGGCUGUUAUUUUACUGCCGCAAGAAAUUUUGCAAUAAAUUUCAUAAGUUAUUAAAAGCAUGACUUGGUUACCUGGCGAUAUCUGCAUUUCUAAACAUAAAAACGAACUUUAUGAUUUGUUCGUUGUUGAAGAAAUCAAUACAGAGAAUUCAUUGAAUACAAUUCGAUCAAAGGACUACACAACAACGUGUCAUUCUUCUAAUAUGCUACAUAUAACACCAACAAAUAUAAAGCUAUUACAUACAAAUAAUAAUUUUACAUCAACAUUAAAGUCAUUGGAUGAUUCUUAUUUUGUUAUGAAAUUGAAUCAUUUAACAAGUCUUCCAAUUUCACAGGCUUCAAUUGUUAUAAAUUCAGAAAGUGAAAAUACUUCUCAUUCAUGGAAUAUUGGUGACUUGUGUAUUUGUACAUGGAGCGAAGAUGAAGCCUAUUACUAUGCUACAAUAUUGACAACUGAUUAUGAAAAUGAUAAAUUUACAGUAUCAUUUUGUUAUUAUGAAAAUGUUGAACAGAAAUCCUUCAAAGAUCUAUUUGAUAUUCAUUCUGAAUUCAAAGUAUACUUAAAAGAUGAAUUCAAUAAGUCAGCUGCAUUUAAAAAAAAGGUAUUAUUGUUAUUAUUUGAUAUCUUAUCUCUGUUUGUAAAGAAGUCAAUAUUCAAUAGUCAAUAUGAACUUGAAAAAUAUAGUAAUGAAAAUGGAAUACAUGAAUUCUCUCUUCAAAAUGACGAACUGGAAGGAGUAAAUGAAAUUUCUUCCCAUUUCAACCAAAUCUCACUUGAAUACCCUAUUUCUCAUAAUAACAAACUUUUUGAAUCUUCUUCGAAUAAAAAUAACUCGGAGUUUAUACAUCAACUGAAUCAAUCAAGUAAACAUUUAUUAUUAAAUACUUCGAAUAUUCAAGAGAAUCUUGAUGAUAUACAAUUGCAGCCAUUAUUAUUGAGUUGGUUUAUGUGUGGUUAUCAAACUGGUUCUAUGAAAUAUCCACUAUGCAUCCUAAAAACAAGAAGGAAUAGUCACAUUGAAAGGUGAUUGAGACAUUAUGUUGUAUUCAUGUAUCUAAUCUCUAGGUAAUAAAUUUUUAUUCGUAAACUUUUUUUGUAAAGUUUUUCAAAAUUUUUAACAUAAUUAUAAAACCUGUGAAUAAAAUCAACUUCAUAAUGGCAUGAUGCAGUGUUCUAAGCUAAUAAUUAACUCUGUCAAAGUAGUAAUACUAAAUAAAUGGUUCGUUACCAUUUAAAUA